Messenger RNA from Pelecanus crispus (Dalmatian pelican), 1464 nucleotides. The record is from RefSeq and is a predicted model, not a curated record. NCBI's taxonomy places the organism in Eukaryota, Metazoa, Chordata, Aves, Pelecaniformes, Pelecanidae.
AUGAUCCCCGGCGCAGGCCCCUGGGGCUGCUGCCUGCUCGCGCUGCUCUGCCUUCUCCCCUGCCCGCGGGUCAGGGCGGGCAGGGAUGCCGCAGGACCGGCGCUCUCCGCAGACUCCUUCCUGCAGGAUCUCCUCCAGCGGUACGGCGAGAGCGAAACCCUCAGCCUGAAGCAGCUCAAGGACAUGAUGAACCGGCUGGGCGUGGGAGUGGAAAAAAAAAAACUCUCAAGGCACGUGCCUGUCUCUUCCCUUUCCCAGUGCUUCAGCUCCGUCGAGCUUUUUGCCAUCCACAACCUGAGCGAGGGCUCCGCCGUGGGGCACCGUGAGUUCAAGGAGUUUUGCCCCACCAUCCUGCAGCAGCUGGAAUCUGGGGCGUGCGCCUCCGAGAACAUGGAAAAUGAGGAAAAUGAGCAGACGGAGGAGAGCAGACCCAGCUCGGCCGAAGUCUGGGGUUACGGUUUCCUCUGCGUGACCGUCAUCUCCCUCUGCUCGCUGGUGGGAGCCAGCGUGGUGCCCUUCAUGAAGAAGACCUUUUACAAGCGGCUGCUCCUCUACUUCAUAGCUCUGGCGAUUGGAACUCUCUACUCCAACGCCCUCUUCCAGCUCAUUCCCGAGGCGUUUGGAUUCAACCCUCAAGAAGCUUACUACGUUUCCAAGUCCGCCGUGGUGUUUGGGGGCUUCUACCUCUUCUUCUUCACCGAGAAGGUCCUGAAGAUGCUCCUGAAGCAGAAGGACCAGCAUCACCACGGGCACAGCCACUACGGCCCCGAAGCUCUGCCCUCCAAGAAGGACCAGGAGGAGGGGGUCACCGAGAAGCUGCAGAAUGGGGACCUGGACCACAUGAUCCCGCACAUAACCAGCGAGCUGGAGUGCAAGACCCCCUCCGGGGAUGAGAAGGUUGUGGUGGGCUCCCUCUCUGUCCAGGACCUGCAGGCCUCCCAGAGCGCAUGUUACUGGCUGAAGGAGGUGCGAUACUCCGACAUCGGCACGCUGGCGUGGAUGAUCACCCUCAGCGACGGCCUCCACAACUUCAUCGACGGGUUGGCCAUCGGGGCCUCCUUCACCGUCUCCGUCUUCCAAGGGAUCAGCACCUCCGUGGCCAUCCUCUGCGAGGAGUUCCCGCACGAGCUGGGGGACUUUGUCAUCUUGCUGAACGCCGGGAUGACCAUCCGCCAAGCGCUCUUCUUCAACUUCAUCUCCGCCUGCUGCUGCUACGUGGGCUUGGCCUUCGGCAUUGUGGCCGGCAGCCACUUCUCUGCCAACUGGAUCUUCGCUCUGGCCGGAGGGAUGUUUCUGUACAUCGCACUGGCUGACAUGUUCCCCGAAAUGAAUGAGGUCAGCCAGGAGGACGAGCAGAACGGCAGCACGCUGAUCACCUUCGCCAUCCAGAACGCGGGGCUGCUGACAGGGUUCACCAUCAUGGUACUGCUCACCAUGUACUCUGGCCAGAUCCAGAUCGGGUAG